UGCCCUCGGCGGGCGCUGGUCUCCGGGGCUCUGCUCUGGCAACUUGGGGCGUCGAGGGAGAGGGGAAAAAAAUCCGUUGUCUGUCAGCCUGACCGGGAUAGCGAUCGUCUUCCACUCUUACUAGAAGGAGCGCACAAAGAGAGCGGAUUUUUGUUUAUCUGGCGAAGCACAUCAGGAAAUUCCCAGCAAAUAAAUACCGUGAACUCUAUGAAGGAGGAGCUUAGCUGUGGAGUGAAAGCAGAGAAUUUUCUAGUCUUGACACGGUCCUUUUGUGUGUGUGUGUGUACAUGUAUGUGCACUUGUGCAUUUCUGAUGCCUUUUUUGUCUCUGUGUCACCAGCUGUCUCCAUUCUCAGCUUCAAGGAAAUAUUUGCUGUAUCUGCUGAAGUACACCAGGCUGAGGAAUUUUCACAUCACUGAAAGUACAUUGUACAGCUAAACAGAGAAAGAAUGUAUACCAGCAUUUGGGUAUAAUACAUGAAACCAACCACAUUGUCUAAGUUUAUUUUGGAGAAAGAAAACUUCGUUAGCACUUAACAACAGUUUUCCUGCGAGGCAGAAACAGGAGGGAAAAACAUUACUUUAAAGAAAUCUGAAUAUGAGUGCCCACACGCAAACUGCAGAGAAGGGACAGAACACGACACUCCUGUGCCAGGAAAGCUAUGUUUGCAGUGGGACAGAUGAAGCAGUCUUUGAGUGUGAUGAGUGCAGGAGCCUGCAGUGCCAGCGUUGUGAAGAAGAGCUGCAUCAGCCAGAAAGGUUGCGGAACCACGAGCGGACCCGUAUAAGACCCGGCCAUGUCCCGUACUGUGACUCCUGCAAAGGUGCCAAUGGGAACAUAAUGCAUGCCAGUAUGACAGGCUCAAGGCAGAUAGCAGCAGUGAGGUGCCAGGUGUGUAAAAUCAACCUCUGUGUGGAGUGUCAGAAGAGAACACACGCUGGGGGGAACAGAAGGAAGCACCCUGUCACCGUGUACCAUGCUGGCAAAGCCCAAGAACAAGAAGAGGAGGAGGGGAUGGAUGAGGAGACCAAGAGAAGGAAGAUGACAGAGAAAGUUGUGAGUUUUCUCUUGGUGGAUGAAACUGAGGAGAUUCAGGUAAGGAAUGAAGAGGACUUUAUUAAGAAAUUGGACUGCAGUCCUGACCAGCACCUAAAGGUAGUGUCCAUCUUUGGGAACACAGGGGAUGGCAAGUCUCACACCCUUAACCACACUUUCUUCUAUGGCCGGGAAGUCUUCAAGACAUCUCCUGCCCAGGAGUCUUGCACAGUUGGAGUUUGGGCAGCCUACGACCCUGUCCGCAAAGUGGUGGUCAUUGAUACAGAGGGCCUGCUGGGGGCCACUGUGAACCUGAGCCAGAGAACACGGCUGCUGCUGAAGGUCCUGGCCAUCUCUGACCUCGUCAUCUACCGUACCCGUGCUGACAGGCUCCACAAUGACCUCUUCAAAUUCCUUGGUGAUGCCUCAGAGGCUUAUUUAAAACACUUCACCAAGGAGCUAAAAGCCACCACAGCCCGCUGUGGCCUAGAUGUUCCUCUGUCAACUUUGGGUCCAGGUGUUAUCAUCUUUCAUGAGACUGUGUACACCAAGCUACUGGGCUCUGAUCAUCCUUCUGAGGUUCCUGAGAAGCUCAUUCAGGAUCGGUUUCGGAAGCUAAGCUGUUUUCCUGAGGCUUUCAGCUCAAUUCACUACAAGGGAACAAGGACAUACAAUCCUCCAACAGAUUUCUCUGGGCUUAGGCGAGCUGUGGAGCAGCAGCUGGAGAACAAUACUACUCGGUCACCCAGACAGCCUGGGGUUAUCUACAAAGCACUAAAAGCUCUAAGUGACCGGUUCAGUGGGGAGAUCCCUGAUGACCAGAUGGCUCACAGCUCUUUCUUUCCAGAUGAAUAUUUCACAUGUUCCUCUGUGUGCCUCAGCUGUGGGUGUGGCUGUAAGAAGAGCAUGAACCAUGCAAAGGAAGGAGUCCCUCAUGAAUCCAAAAGUCGAUGCAGAUACUCUCACCAGUAUGAUAACAGAGUCUACACUUGCAAGGCGUGUUAUGAACGAGGGAUGGAGGUCAGCGUGGUGCCAAAAACCUCUGCUUCCACAGAUUCCCCUUGGCUGGGCCUUGCCAAGUAUGCCUGGUCAGGGUACGUGAUUGAGUGCCCCAACUGCGGGGUGGUGUAUCGCAGCCGGCAGUACUGGUUUGGCAACCAAGACCCUGUGAACACUGUAGUGAGGACAGAAAUUGAGCAUGUCUGGCCGGGGACUGAUGGAUUUCUGAAAGACAACAACAACGCAGCCCAGCGUUUGUUGGAUGGCAUGAAUUUCAUGGCUCAAUCAGUAUCUGAACUUAGCCUGGGACCCACAAAAGCUGUGACCUCCUGGUUAACAGACCAGAUUGCCCCAGCUUACUGGAAACCCAACUCUCAGAUUCUGAGUUGUAAGAAAUGCAACACACCUUUCAAAGAUAAUGACACAAAGCAUCACUGCCGGGCCUGUGGAGAGGGCUUCUGUGAUGGCUGUUCUUCCAAGACCCGUCCAGUGCCUGAGCGAGGCUGGGGACCAGCACCAGUGCGUGUGUGUGACAACUGCUAUGACAACAGGGGCAUCCAGUUAGAUGUGGCUGAACUGCCUUCAGAUGAGGAAGGGGGAACACUUAUUGCCAGGAAGGUUGGGGAAGCUGUGCAGAACACGCUUGGAGCAGUGGUAACAGCCAUGGACAUUCCCUUAGGUCUGGUAAAAGAUGCUGCCCGACCUGCAUACUGGGUACCAGAUCAUGAAAUCCUGCACUGCCACAAUUGCCGGAAGGAAUUCAGUAUCAAACUCUCCAAACACCACUGUCGGGCCUGUGGCCAGGGAUUCUGUGACGAGUGCUCACACGACCGCAGAGCGGUUCCCUCUCGCGGAUGGGAUCACCCAGUCCGAGUUUGCUUUAACUGCAAUAAAAAGCCUGGUGACCUUUAACCCCAGGCUGCUCUCCAGAUCUUUGCAAUUCCUUAUGUUCUCAGGGUUACAAAUGAAAAUAUCUGGUCUCCCUUUCACCUUCUAACCUGUUGCAGCCAGAGUGCAUGUUUCCAGUUUCUGGCCUCCUCUCGUGUUAUAUCCAUCUUGGAACGCUGGGAAUGAGCUUACAUUCAGCCUCUAGGUUUUAAUUUCAAAUUAACUGGGAAAGGGAGGGAGCUCCCUUAUAAAUGAGCAAACCAAAAUCCAGUGUAUUUUAUUCCAAUAAAAAAAAUAAUCUAUAUAUAUAUAUCAACUAUGUAUAAUUUAGUAUAUUAAGAAUAUGGUUGAAUAUUGAAGCUUUGAAUAUUCCUAGUUCAAAUGAUGGAUGAUGUUCCUUACUGUAUUGGAUCAGAAUUAUGGCCUUCUAAUUCUUCUUUUGGAAUGUCUUGCUGAUCGUGAUGUCCUGUGAGGAAGAUUUGGACUCUGUGCUGCCAGGAAUCUCCAGUGUUGAUACAUGAAUUACACCUGGUAGUUCAACCAUCUCUGCAUCUGGAGGUGCUGCCCUUCUGGCCAUGGAAGAUUAAACCCAGAUUUAUUAGCAAGUUUGUUUGAACUUUUGAUAUGAGCAAUGGUCUUGCAGUGCAAGAGGUAUCAAGAUAACACAGACUCCUUGGCAGAGACUGGUAGAGCUCUGAGAGGUAAAGCAAAUCCUAUAGCAUGAGGCAGAGCAUUCUGAUUUCGCCAUUUCACCUUCAAUACCAGAUCAAAAGGUAACAGGGUUUUUCUCUCCCUGACAAUGUUUUCAUGUACUCAGGUUUUCUUAAAGUUUCUCUGCAAGAUCAUUGCAGUUAAAAGUUUUGUCCAGAGCAGAAGAAGAGAACAAGUUUUGUAGGCAAUUCUGAGAUAUGAAGUUUGAAUUGUUCGGGUUGUGAUGACUUUCCUUUUCCCCCACUUCUUAAGUGAUCCUGUAGUCUCUGAAGCCUCUGUGUUCUCAGAAAUGGUUGCAUAGAAAGUGCACAGAUUUGAACUUUCUUCUAAUAAUAUGAACUUGCAAAUCAACCUGGAAAAUGGGAACCUUCUUUGCUCCUAGCAGCUGGCACUCACUGGACUUCAUCCUUUUAUGAAAGGACUGCAAUGAAUUCACUGAUUUUAUUAUGAAAAACACCACUUAACCUAACUUAUACUGUCAUGUACUGUGGAUUUGUGGUUCCACUUAUAAGAAGUAAGAGACCAUUGUGGAUUAAACUGCCUAAAAUUCUCCCUUCUUGGCUUAUACAGACAAGAAUUCUUUCACCACAUGAGAGUUGCCUCCUCUUGGAGUGGUUGGAGUUUAAUGCAGUGUCCUGGAACUGUGGUAUUUUUUCCCCAGCUUAUUAAAUGUGCUCUUGUGUAGAUGAGUGCCCAACACCCUGUUUUAAGACUGUAUUAAAUUAACUGCUAUAAAGAACUUUAUCUUCUGAACAAGCGUACUGACUUUCCUUGUAACAAGCGGUUCUCACUUUGUCUCUGAAAGAACAUGCUCACAAAGUGUUUGUCCUUUCACAACAACAUCCAGCCUACACAAGCAAGUAGACUUAGAAGACGUUCCAGGACACCUUCGAUACUGGCCAAUUUUACAGUGGACUCUCUUAUGUUUUUGUAAGCAAAAGUCUGCCAUAAACUGACAGUUGUCCAAGUAAGGGCAUGAGUAGGUAGAAAUCCUCUCUUGAAAGACUUUCUGUACAUCUAGCAUAAUUCUGUGCUUCAAAGUAUUCUUUAUUUUUUUAAUGGGUGAGCAAUGUGUUCUUGGUUUGUAGGCUGUGCCCUGUGUGCUGUUCAUGCAUGUGGCUUUACUACCAUGUUAAUGCACAAAGAGAAAGCAGCCAUGACAUUCCUUGUAUAAAAUCUUUGGCAUCUGUUUCAACAACUUGUCUGAUUUUUUUUCCUUGUUAAAGCAAGAACUACUACUCAAUCAAAAGGAAAAUGAUGUCUAAACAUUUUUAAUAUAUAUGUGGUCUUAGUAGCUUAGCAACCUGUCAGUAUCAGAGUCCCUUCUUGAUAGAUUACCCUGGAGCUGAAUCUUCUGUGAUAUUUCUUUAUAAAGCAAAGUCUUACGUGGUGCUUGAACUGCAGCAGGCUUGGUGUUACCCUUCUGGGGAAUGCUGAGAGCUAUAUUUGGUCUCUUUGUUUUCCAAAAAGGAAGGAAAAAAAAAGGUAUCUAAGGUUUAAGUUCCCUGCUGUUUUCUGUACAGAAUAGCACUUAUUUUUUCUGGUACUGUUUGGUGCUGUGAGUACACAGUAUGGAAUAUGGUUAUUAAAUGCCAUAACUAUUUAAAGGGGAUAGAUGUUAUCAGAGCCCAAUGCUAUUCAGUGUUAGAGCAUUAGGAUUCAAUAAACAAAAUAGCCCUAAGAGAUGUCUGUGGGACAGAAAGUUCUACAGAAAACUUGCAUGAAGGAAAUGGAAAUCCUGGGGGGAAAAAAAAUCCCUAAAGCAACAUGGGAGCAUGUUGUGUUUGGGGUGUGACUGUCAGUAGAAACCUGUGAGAGUUCUAUUCCUGAAGCAUUAGGAGAGAUGGGUAGAACUAUUUGUGUUAUGGGUAGCACCUGCCAAGAGUGAAUUUUUGGAAAACCUGUCAAAAGCUCACAGCAACACUGUUGGAGCUAUGCAAAAGCACAAACUGUGAGUUUCAUAAUGGUACCAUGAGGCAGGUCUGACAGUAAUGCGACUCCUGUGUGAAAAAGUCUUCUGUAUUGACAAGGGAAAGAUUGAAGGAGAUUGUUUUUCAGGAAAUUUCUAGAAAAGCAUCACUAUGUGUGUUACACUGAAGAAAUUACCAUGAAGUUGCAGUUGGUCAAGAUGAUAAUGUGUCCUUUGGGUCAACUGAAGUUCACUGUAAUGUUAAUAUUUUAGCAGUUAGUAUUGCCACACUUGGUAAGGUAAUGAAUUCAAUUGGUAUGAGAUGGGACAUGAUAAAAGCAUGUUCUGAGUUAGACUGAAGUUGACUGAUGUUAAUCUCUUGCCAGAAAAAUUAUGUCAGACUGAUUAUUGACAGCAUCUGCACCCCUUCCAAUUAGGAAGUGCUAUGGAAACCAUCGAGUAAAACAGCAAUCAUGAACUUGCCAAUAUGCAAAGGAUGUGUGCUCCAGUAAAAAACCGAAUUCCUUACCCAGAGCACCACAAAACAAGUCUAGCCUUGUUGAUUGCUUUAUUCUGAUGGAUUUAUUUCCAUUAUAGGUACAUAUGACAGUUCAGCAUGAAGAUUCCUCUUUCAAAUAGAUGAUGUGGGUUUCCCUGUAAUUCUGUGAAGCAGAUAAAUGUAAGCUUCAUAUAGAUGUGGACACUUCUACUUGAGAGUCCCUAUCCAAACCCUGUAGGCCAUUCUUGGCUUACAUGUGUACCAGGUGCAUGUUGCACCUGAGACUUGCAGCCAGGGGACAGAUGGUGGAACAGCAUGGCUGCAGCACAUAGCUGCUGUCUGGGUAGGAACAGGCUCUAAGGUGGAGUUACUUGCACAAGAAAAACUGCUUUGUCCUUCAUUCCCUGCCCUCCCCCACUUCCACCCCCUGCACUGGUCUUCCUGUUCCUUCAUUCUCCUGCCCAGUGCCUUGCAGGUGAAGUUGCACAGACUGAAGUUGGCCAAGGUAUUCUGUAUGUUCCUGUCUGUGUCCCUUGGGAAUUUGACCUUUGGUUGUGUUCUGGAAGACAAGACAACUCUUGCUAACUUUUGAUGUCAACAAGAGUUCAUUUGUGGAAAUAAACACCAUCAAUUUAGA
Molecule: messenger RNA, 6678 nt
Organism: Cyanistes caeruleus (blue tit)
Lineage: Eukaryota; Metazoa; Chordata; Aves; Passeriformes; Paridae
Source: RefSeq, a predicted model, not a curated record